AUGGACAGUCAGAUUACCCACCGUGCAGAAAAACAUGGAAACGCUCAAAAGGGGGGUGCCAAAAAACACUAUUUGCCUGAAAACAUCACACCAGUGAAGCAGAAGCCCUCCAAGGAGCUGAGGCCCAUGCUCGGGGCCAUCUUGCUGGGCCUCAUCCUGUUCAUUGCUGCAGUGGUGGCCUGGUGCUACUACACAGUGUCCCUGCGGAAGGCGGAGCGGCUCAAGACGGAGUUGAUGGACCUGCGGGCAGACGGCUUCGUCAUCAGGAACCAGCACGGGGAGGUGGUGUUCCGUCUGGCCUUCCGCUCGGGCAGCCUUGACCUGGAGUCGUGUUCCAAGGAGGGCGAGAUUUUGGGCUGCACGCGGUCGGGCGGGGGGCCGCUCAACUUCUUCAUCCAGACGGUGAAGCCCAAGGACACGGUGAUGUGCUACCGCGUGCGCUGGGAGGAGCUGGCGGCCGGCCCGGCGGUGGAGCACACCAUGUUCUGGGAGGACGCCCACUGGUACGGGGGCUCGGAGAUGAGCACCCAGCACUGGCCCAUCCGCCUGGCCGGCUACCAGGAGCCCGUGCCCUACGUGACGAGUGACGUCUACUCCUUCCGCGACAGCUUUGGAGGCAUCCUUGAACGCUACUGGCUCUCCUCCAAGGCGGCGGCCAUCAAGAUCAACGACUCUGUGCCCUUCCACCUGGGCUUCAAUGCCACCGAGCGCGCCCUCUUCUUCCAGGCCCGCUACAAGGACUCACCCUACAAGCCCCCACCGGGGCAGCCGCCCUUCCCCGAGCUCAGCUACCGAGUCUGUGUGGGCUCCGAUGUCACCUCCAUCCACAAGUACAUGGUGCGCAGGUACUUCAACAAGCCCUCCAAGAUCCCUGCGGAGAACGCCUUCCGAUACCCAAUCUGGUCCACCUGGGCCCUCUACAAGAACAAUAUUGACCAGGAUAAACUUUUGCGAUUUGCUGAAAAGAUCAAGAAGUACCGUUUUAACUGCAGCCAUAUUGAAAUCGAUGACAUGUACACACAAGCCUAUGGGGACUUUGACUUUGACCCCAUUAAGUUCCCCAACGUAACAGAGAUGUUUGCAAAACUGAGGGAAGAUGGGUUUAAGGUCACCCUCUGGGUUCAUCCCUUUGUACACAUAGAUUCCUCCAAUUUUGAAGUGGGAAUCAAGCGUCAGCUGUUCAUCAAGGAGCCAUCGGGGCGGCUGCCAGCCAUGGUGGAGUGGUGGAACGGCAUCGGGGCCAUCCUGGACUUCACCAACCCAGCAGCCCGAGACUGGUUCCAGAGCCACCUGCGCCAGCUCCGACACAAGUAUGGCAUCUCGUCCUUCAAGUUCGAUGCGGGUGAGACCAGCUACCUGCCCAAGCAGUUCAGCACCUUCCGCCCACUCUCAGACCCCAGCAUCUGGUCACGGCGCUACACGGAGAUGGCCAUCCCCUUCUACGAGCUGGCUGAGGUGCGGGUGGGCUACCAGUCGCAGAACAUCUCCUGCUUCUUCCGUAUCAUUGACCGUGACUCUGUCUGGGGCUACGAGCUCGGCCUCAAGUCCCUCAUCCCCACUGUGCUCACCAUCAGCAUGCUGGGGUACCCAUUUAUACUGCCUGAUAUGAUUGGAGGAAACUUCCUCCCCAACAAGACCGAUGGGGCAGUGGAGAUCCCUGACCGGGAGUUGUACGUGCGGUGGCUGGAGCUGUCGGCUUUCAUGCCCUCCAUGCAGUUCUCCAUCCCGCCCUGGCUCUACGACAAGGAGGUGGUGGAGAUUGCACAGAAGUUCACGGAGCUUCACGAGUCACUGGUGGCCCCGCUGCUGCUGGAGCUGGCUGGGGAGGUCACCGACACAGGCGACCCCAUCAUCCGUCCCAUCUGGUGGAUCUCACCCCAUGAUGAGGCUGCUCACAGGAUCGACUCCCAGUUCCUCAUUGGGGACACCCUCAUGGUGGCCCCCGUCCUGGAGAUGGGCAAGCAGGAGCGUGAUGUCUACCUGCCGGCGGGCAAGUGGCGCAGCUACAAGGGGGAGUUGUUUGAGAAGACCCCGGUGCUGCUGACGGACUAUCCUGUUGACCUGGACGAAGUUGCCUAUUUCCUCUGGGUUUCCUAA
This is a messenger RNA of Charadrius vociferus (killdeer), 2097 nucleotides long. RefSeq lists its product as uncharacterized. Gene Ontology annotation, biological process: carbohydrate metabolic process; skeletal muscle fiber development. The record is from RefSeq and is a predicted model, not a curated record. Gene Ontology annotation, molecular function: hydrolase activity, hydrolyzing O-glycosyl compounds. NCBI's taxonomy places the organism in Eukaryota, Metazoa, Chordata, Aves, Charadriiformes, Charadriidae. Bases 1 to 2097 code for a protein of 698 amino acids. The transcript has a single exon.